AUGAGAUUCCGUAGUGAGUUUAACUUCCUUUUCUGUGGGAAGCAAAUUGAUUUUUUUUUGUAUUAAAAAAGUAAUCUCGAACUGGUUGCUCUGGGACGUUUAUCUAUAAGGUGAAAAUGGCCAAUCUAGAGCAGUGGGUAAGCGAUAAUCUCCAUGACAUUCUCGGCCUGAGUGACAAGUAUGUCUCCCAAUUCAUGAUCGGUUCUGCGAGAAAAUCCUCAAGCCACCAGGACUUUGUGGCUCGCCUCCAGCAGACAAACACCAUUGACAUUAAUCAGAGAGUGAUUGCUUUUGCCAAAGAACUCUAUGAUAAGAUUCCUCGGAAACAACCUGUUGAGAAACCAGCCAGAGCGAUUGAGAGACAAGUAAUUGAGAUGGAAAAAAAGAAUCUGACAUACACCUUACUGGAGGACAGCGAGAGUGAUGGAGAGCCUCCAACAGAGAAAGAGAAAGAGAAAGGGAAAAAGAGUAAAAACAAAGGAAACAAAAGAAAACACAUUAGACAGAAACAGGAGGAAAGAGACUCUUCGAGUGAAGAAGACAUUCAGAAAAGAAGUAAUGAAAGUGAGAAGACAAACAAACAAGACGAUGACGAAGAGGAGGAAUGGGAGAAGGAGGAGAGAGAGCGGCUGCAAGAUCUGGAAGAAAGGGAUGCCUUUGCUGAAAGAGUGAAGCUGAAGGACAAAGAUAAGACACGGAACAUCAUGGAGAGGACUGACAAGAAGGCAUAUGAGGAGGCUCAGAAGAGACUAAAGUUGGCAGAGGAGGAUCAGAAAAAAUUUCUUCCAGAGCUGAGGAAGAAGUCACGUUUUGAGUACUUGAGUAAAAGAGAGGCAGAGAAGCUGGAGGACCUGGAGGCUGAGAUUGCUGAUGAUGAAUACCUUUUCUCCAAUGACAACCUGACUGACAGAGAGAGAAAGGAACUGGAUUACAAACGCACCAUCCGAGACUUGGCUAAGGACUACAAGCAGGCCGGAGCCAGGGAGAAAGAGGAGAGGAAGAACCGCUACUACAUGCCUGAAGAGAAGAGGAGUAAGACGGUGCCUCAGAGAGACAUGGAGCUGGAGUUGGAGAUGCCUAUGGAGAUGGGAGGGGAGCAGGGCCGGUGGGAAGAAGAAAGGCUAAAGACUGCCUCCCUCAGCUUUGGGGCAAAGAGGGAGAGGGAGCGAGGGAUGAAAGAAGAGAAGGAGAAGUAUCAGCUGAUUCUAGAGGAGGACGAGAUGAUCAACUUUGUCAGCAGUGCUGUCACAAUGAAAGGAACACUUUCAGAAAUGGAGGACAGUACCCCGGCCUUGUCCCAAGCAGAGGUGCAGAGACAGUCAAUCCAGGAGGUGAGACGGAGCCUGCCUGUCUUCCCCUACAGACAGGAUCUUCUGGCUGCCAUCAAGGAACACCAAAUCCUGAUCAUUGAGGGGGAGACGGGCUCUGGAAAAACCACCCAGAUCCCACAAUACCUAAUGGAGGAUGGCUAUAAUGAGGGUGGAAUGAAGAUUGGUUGUACUCAGCCACGUAGAGUAGCAGCAAUGUCUGUUGCAGCCAGAGUUGCACAGGAAGCGGCUGUCAAACUGGGCAAUGAGGUGGGCUACAGUAUCCGUUUUGAGGACUGCACGUCAGAGAGGACGGUACUUAAAUACAUGACGGACGGCAUGCUGCUGCGCGAGUUCCUAACAGAGCCUGACCUGGCCAGCUACAGUGUGGUCAUUAUUGACGAGGCUCAUGAGAGGACACUGCACACAGAUAUCCUGUUUGGUCUAAUCAAGGACAUUGCCCGGUUCCGACCGGACCUUAAAGUGUUGGUGGCAAGCGCCACUUUAGACACAGAACGGUUUUCGUGCUUCUUUGACGAUGCGCCCGUCUUCAGAAUCCCUGGCAGGAGAUUCCCAGUAGACAUCUUCUACACCAAGGCCCCUGAAGCAGAUUACCUGGAGGCCUGUGUGGUGUCAGUGCUCCAGAUCCACGUCACGCAGCCCCCUGGAGAUGUGCUGGUUUUCCUCACUGGACAGGAGGAGAUUGAGACCUGUUGUGAGCUGCUGCAGGAGAGGUGCAGGCGCCUGGGCUCCAAGAUCUCUGAGCUGUUGAUCCUGCCUAUCUAUGCCAACUUGCCUUCUGACAUGCAGGCCAAGAUCUUCAAUCCCACUCCCCCUAACGCACGCAAGGUGGUGGUGGCUACCAACAUCGCAGAGACCUCUCUGACCAUAGAUGGCAUCAUCUAUGUCAUUGACCCAGGCUUCUGCAAGCAGAAGAGUUACAAUGCACGCACUGGAAUGGAGUCGCUAAUAGUCACGCCCUGCUCACGGGCCUCGGCUAACCAGCGAGCGGGAAGGGCAGGCAGAGUGGCUGCUGGGAAGUGUUUCCGUCUCUACACAGCGUGGGCUUUCAAACACGAGAUGGAGGAGACCACUGUUCCUGAGAUCCAGAGGACUAACCUGGGAAAUGUAGUGCUGUUGCUCAAGAGUCUAGGCAUCAAUGACCUCAUCCAUUUUGACUUCAUGGACCCGCCCCCUCAUGAGACCUUAGUUCUUGCUCUGGAGCAGCUCUAUGCACUAGGUGCUCUCAACCACCUGGGAGAACUCACUAAGAUGGGCCGCAGGAUGGCUGAGCUGCCUGUUGACCCUAUGCUCAGCAAAAUGAUCCUGGCUUCUGAACAGUAUAAGUGUUCAGAGGAGGUGCUGACAAUAGCUGCAAUGUUAUCUGUCAACAACUCCAUCUUCUACCGGCCCAAAGACAAGGUGGUCCAUGCUGACAAUGCCAGGAUGAACUUUGUGGUGCCAGGAGGAGACCACAUGGUGCUGCUUAAUGUAUACACACAGUGGAUGGAGAGUGGCUACUCCACCCAAUGGUGCUAUGAGAACUUCAUCCAGUUCCGCUCCAUGAAGCGGGCCAGGGACGUCCGUGAGCAGCUGGAGGGGCUGAUGGACAGGAUUGAGGUGGAGGUGUGCAGUUCCCAAGGAGACAUUGUGCCUCUACGCAAGGCGAUAACUGCGGGCUAUUUCUAUCACACGGCACGGCUGAGUAAAGGGGGCUAUAAGACAGUAAAGCACCAACAGACUGUUUACGUCCAUCCUAACAGCUCCCUGUUUGAGGAGCAGCCUCGCUGGCUCAUCUAUCACGAGCUGGUCUUCACCACCAAGGAGUUCAUGAGACAGGUCAUAGAGAUAGACAGUGGCUGGCUGCUAGAAGUGGCGCCCCACUAUUACAAGAACAAAGAGCUAGAGGACAGCAGUAGCAAGAAGAUGCCCCGCAAGCAGGGCAAAGCCAAGGAGGAGCUGGGCUAAACACAAGACAAGGAUGGACUUCUGGCUAGAUGGACACGCCCCCUUUUACAAACAACUUGGCAGCUACAGCAGAACUAGUUAAUACCAUGGGGCCAAAUAGGUGUUUCAUUGCCCAUGUGGAUGGACUUAAUCAUGAACCCCUAAUAGAAGGUAGAUCAAGUCGACAGCCGGAAAAUAUUAUCUGUGUCUGUCUUGGUUAACUGCCAAAUCACUUGAUGAAGUGGUGGACGGACAAGGAGCACUGCUUUGUUUUUUGGUCCUCUAAGUUGUUUUGUUUUCUGAAACUUUCUGUAACCUUAAAAAUAAAGGUAGCAGUUUAAGUGAUGAGUCCA
Messenger RNA from Hypomesus transpacificus, 3607 nucleotides. It is a transcript of the gene dhx16, whose product is annotated as DEAH (Asp-Glu-Ala-His) box polypeptide 16. The coding region runs from base 117 to 3275 and encodes 1052 amino acids. Gene Ontology annotation, cellular component: intracellular anatomical structure; catalytic step 2 spliceosome. Lineage: Eukaryota; Metazoa; Chordata; Actinopteri; Osmeriformes; Osmeridae. The record is from RefSeq and is a predicted model, not a curated record. The transcript has 21 exons. Gene Ontology annotation, molecular function: ATP binding; RNA binding.